ACCACGACCACCUCUCCGCUAACGCCUCUCCUGCCAGCUGUCCACUUCUUACACGAUUUUGAGCCACACCUCCCUCGUCUUGUUCGAUCGUGAACAUCAACCGCAUACCCUCCGGAGACUUCCCAUUCGUCUGGCUUCUGACGUGUCCGCUAUCGUAUUCUGCAUUGUGUUGAGCAAUGCCUCUCGUGGUCCCGGUUCUCCGGCUGGCCUACGUUUUCCUGAACGUCUUUGACACCUUCAAGGUCCUCCGGUUACCCCCUCCAUCGGCGCGGAAUGGCGGGCAGCCCAGUGCACGCGCGAUGAGCCAGCGCAAACGGGCGAUGAAGGGCAUUAUGACCGUUUGGAUAGUUUGGGUGUGUUUCACGUUGUAUGAACGAUGGGUCGAGACGCUUGUCUGGCUCUUCAUCCCGUUCUACAGUGAGAUCAAGGCUCUGGUGAUCUUGUUCUUCCUCUUGACACGUGCGAAGGGAGCGGAACCCAUAUUCCUUCACCUCAUUCGUCCUCUCAUCAAGCCUUACACCGUCCCGCUAGAUGCUCUCUUCGAGGGUCUGUCUUCCAUUGGUGAUCUGCUUGUGCUGGUGGCCUCCAUCCCCGUCCAAUAUGUGCAAAACUUCUAUCGUCGCUGGACGUCUUCUUUGGACCCUCCCGACGUAGAUGUCCGCUCGUGGCAUGCGGAUGCUCCCCCUGCAGGCGGCCGUCCGACCGCUCAUCGUGCUUACGUCUCAGAAGCGAACGGCGACCCACGACCUGCUCCUGCGCGCGAGAUCUCUACGGGCUCGAUGAGGCAGACUCGCUCCGCCACCGCGGCUUCUGGUGCAUCCACGCCUACUCAUCAGAUAUGGCGUCCCUCGGCUGCAGCAUACGCCGACGAGGCAUCGCUGAACCCGCAUUCUGGUCUGCCUACUCCGCCUCCUAACGAGCGUCAACCGCCGUCCUCUGGUGUCGUCGACGAAUGGAGACAAUAUCCUGCGUUCCCUUCGGCAUAUCCGCCUACGCCGCUCCCCGCGUCUUCUCGUCUGCCUUCUGUUGAACCUUCCAUCCUAGCGCCGCGACCUGUGCGUCCAUCGCAAUUCACCGGGAUUGCAGAGGAGUCGGACGACGAAGAUAAUUACAACCCCGAGACCCGGCAGGAUUUUCGCCAGUCGCUCCAGUUGCCGCGUGAGCCCCGGAACCCCGGCUCCGAUGGCGGCUUGAGCGACGAAAACCACACGAAAGGGGUUCACCACGUUCAAACACCAGAACAAACAGAUUCGAGACCACGAACGGCUAGCGGCGAUGAGGAGGCCUACGAGAUGAGCGUGGACGAGGCCGAUAGCGACAUGGACUACGAGGAUGAGGACGACUUCGACGUGACACUUCGUACCCCGCACCCUCGAAAGCACGGCGCACCGGAGAGCAUGCUCUCGGACGACGAUAUGCUCACUCCUCCGCCCUCCGCUAUCGCAUUCACGAUGUCCAUCGACAGUCAGAUGAGCAAGUCGACGACCCUGAGCACCACGGACAACGGCUCAUCGCUCCGCACUCGUGCGGACUCCCUGUCCUCCACUGCGCUCUCCUCCGUCCACGACACAUCCUCCCUCGCUGGCCGCAAGCGACGCUUACCGCGCUCCGAGGACAACGCGAGGUUUAGCAUUCGUGUCUCGCCCAGGAAAGCGAAGAUCGCCUCGCGCAUCCCUUCCUCUCGUACAUCUUCUCGCUCCACGACCAUUGGCCGCACACGCGGCAAGGCUGUCGCCUCCGCUGCGUCUUCUGUCGAUGAGACAGGCGCCGUUGACGAUGUCCCGAGCGAUGAGCCCUCCGUCGACAGCAAGCGGCAGAAGACCACCGGCGGACGCGUCGCACGCCCGAAGGCGAAUCGCAACGACAGCGCAGGUACCAUCCGCGGCCCUCCCUCUCGAUCCACCUCGCGGCCUGCUAGCCGUCCAGUUUCAGUUGCGAGCAGGCAGCCGUCGUCGCGCAUCGCGGCGGGCUCGAAGGACCGUCUUAAGCUGGCGACGAAGUCUAGCGCGGCGUCCACAAGGUCGAUCGCGCGCAAGACGGGCGGUGCUCCUGCGGGCCAGGUUGCGAAAGCGGAGUGAAGAGAAAGGAGAGAAGGAAGGUCAUAGACUUUCCACGCAUUUUUACUGAGCAUAUACGUCGCAUCCCUCGCAUCUUCCCAGCAUACUCAUUAUCGCACACAAC
Molecule: messenger RNA, 2181 nt
Organism: Trametes versicolor FP-101664 SS1
Lineage: Eukaryota; Fungi; Basidiomycota; Agaricomycetes; Polyporales; Polyporaceae
Exons: 3
Coding region: 177-2078 (633 amino acids)
Source: RefSeq, a predicted model, not a curated record